Messenger RNA from Aspergillus wentii DTO 134E9, 1824 nucleotides. RefSeq lists its product as uncharacterized. The transcript is spliced from 2 exons. The record is from RefSeq and is a predicted model, not a curated record. The coding region runs from base 239 to 1513 and encodes 424 amino acids. Gene Ontology annotation, biological process: protein phosphorylation. Lineage: Eukaryota; Fungi; Ascomycota; Eurotiomycetes; Eurotiales; Aspergillaceae. Gene Ontology annotation, molecular function: ATP binding; protein kinase activity.
ACUUGAUCUUCACCACAUGCGGAUAUUGGCUUGUAUCCCCUCUCGCUCUCGCCCUCUGUCACUUGCUGUUUGUCGUCAAAUUUUCUAUUAUAAUAGACUUAGUAUUUGCACAGCCCACCAGCAAUCUUUUUGCAACGUGGCCAGAAUCAUAACAAUUACUUCUUCAUCAAAACUACCGUCUUUAGCCAAACCGACGAGACCAAGCCUAAUCAUCAAAGGGCACCGCGAAUUGUCAGCUAUGUCUGAGAAAAACACUGAAGAUUUCCCUGCUGAAAGUCCUGGAUUCGAUUUACAGCUCCAUGACGAUCCAGAGGACUUAGAGAAAGUCUGGGACUACGAACCUGGUGGUCACCACCCAGUCCACCUGGGCGAUCGACUUGGCGAAGGGAAAUACAAAGUGAUUCACAAACUCGGCAAUGGAGGAUUUGGAAACGUCUGGCUAUGUCAGAUCCUGGAUCCAACGCCCAAAUAUGUGGCACUGAAAAUUCUCAUGGCUGAUUUAUCAGGUGAUGACUGUAAGGAGCUGAAAGUCAACAAAUUAGCUGAGAAGAUUGACAAUGACUCGAUUUGUCUGCCACUCGAUCAAUUUAAAGUCAAAGGCCCAAAUGGAGACCAUUGGUGCUUUGUAUAUCCUCUGGCUGGGCCGAUGAUUUCUUCUGCGAUCCGGACGUUUGAGGGGGACGAGAGGAUAUUGCGGAGGCUUGCGCUUCGAACUGUUAAGACCUUGGCUGCAUUGCAUGAUAUUGGCGUUUGCCAUGGAGAUUUCACACCGCAUAAUGUACUCCUCCGUAUGACGGGUCUUGAUGGCCUGUCAGAGGAAGAAGUUAUCAAAAUAUUGCACAAACCAGUAACAGCCGACGUCACCACCUACUCCGGGAAGCCAUUGCCAGAGAGUGCAGCAAGAUACCUUGUCUAUCCCAUCAGUUUUAUAUCUGUUGACCGUCAGUACUUCACUGAUCAGAUAUACAUCAUUGACUUCGGCGAAUCAUUCAAUGAAUCAGACCCACCGGAUAAACUGGGAACUCCAAAAAGCUACUGCUCGCCUGAACUCCUUCUUGGUGAAAAGCCUAGCAUUGCAAGUGAUUUAUGGGCACUUGGCUGCACAUUAUACGGCAUUCGAACUGGAGAAAAACUGUUCAACAUGUUUGACGACGAGGCCGAUGAAUACAUCUACUACAUGGUUUUGAUGUUAGGGGUUUUACCCGAGCCAUGGUGGUCAACAACCUGGAAAGACCGGCGGAAGUGGUUUAAAGACGAGCCGGAUUCCGAAGGACGUGCAGUUCAAGUCCCUGAUUUGAACGAUAAAAUGGCUAUCGAAGACCGACUUGGGGGUGGGGAUGUCUUGAGGGAACUACCCGAUGGAAGGCUUGUUCAAGCAUGGGAUCCCGGACUUCCAGAAGAGGAAAAGAAAAUCUUUAUUGAUCUGCUGAGGAAGUUAUUUCGGUUUAAACCAGAGGAGCGGUUGUCCACAAAGGAGGUCCAAGAGCAUGAAUGGUUCAAACUUGGAAUAUGAAUUGCAAUCAGAGAGCAAGGUAGCGACCUAAAGACAGUACAUUAACAAGUCUCCGUCAUCCUCAGAAUAAUCUUCAUCAUCAGAGAUUUUGGUGGCACCUCGAAGACCAGCAAUCCUCCCAAGGUUCCACGGCAACAUCAUCAAGCCCCAUGGAGGGGGACGAUGUGUAUAUUAUUAUGAAUUAUCGUAGCAAAUAGAUGACUAGAGUAAAGAAUUCGCCCUGAUAGUCCAUAACCACCAUUUUGCCCAGUCUCUGAGUAAAAAACUCAAGCGGAGGCCGUAUGUCAAAAUGAAGAGCAUCUGCAAUUGCA